UCCGUCCUUUAGCAAGAUGGCGUCGCUGCUGCAGGCGGAGCGCGUCCUGUACCUGGUCCCUGCGGAGAAGAAGGCCCGGGCCCCGCUGUCCCAGCUCUAUUUCUGCCGCUACUGCAGCGAGCUCCGCUCCUUGGAAUGCGUCUCCCACGAGGUGGAUUCCCAUUAUUGUCCCAGUUGCUUGGAGAAUAUGCCAUCAGCUGAAGCCAAACUGAAGAAGAACAGAUGUGCAAAUUGCUUUGACUGUCCUUGCUGCAUGCACACCCUCUCCACCCGGGCCACCAGUAUCCCCACGCAACUUCCAGACGACCCGGCCAAGACAACCUUGAAGAAAGCCUACUAUCUAGCCUGCGGGUUCUGUCGCUGGACGUCCCGCGACGUGGGCAUGGCGGACAAGUCUGUCGCCAGUGGAGGUUGGCAGGAGCCUGAAAAUCCCCACAACCAAAGGAUGAACAAACUGGUCGAGUAUUACCAGCAGUUGGCUCAGAAAGAGAAAAUUGAGCGAGACCGCAAGAAAUUGGCCCGGCGUCGAAACUACGUGCCACUGGCUUUUUCGCAACACACUAUUCAUGUAGUGGAUAAAUACGGACUCGGAACCAGACUUCAGCGGCCCCGGGCUGGAGCUCCUAUCAGUACACUUGCUGGACUUUCCCUCAAAGAAGGGGAGGACCAGAAGGAAAUCAAGAUUGAGCCGGCCCAGGCUGUGGAAGAAGUGGAACCUCUACCUGAGGACUAUUACACGAGACCAGUAAAUUUAACAGAGGUGACCACCCUGCGUCAGCGUCUCCUGCAGCCCGAUUUCCAGCCAGUCUGCGCUUCCCAGCUGUUUCCCCGCCACAAGCAUCUUCUGAUCAAACGAUCCCUGCGCUGUCGGAAAUGUGAGCAUAAUCUGAGUAAACCAGAGUUCAACCCAACAUCUAUCAAAUUCAAAAUACAGCUGGUCGCCGUCAAUUACAUCCCUGAAGUGAGAAUCAUGUCAAUUCCCAACCUACGUUACAUGAAGGAGAGCCAGGUUCUCUUGACUCUGACCAACCCCGUAGAGAACCUGACUCAUGUGACGCUGAUGGAGUGCGAGGAGGGAGAUCCUGAUGACAUUAACAGCACCGCUAAGGUGGUGGUUCCUCCCAAGGAGCUCGUCUUAGCUGGCAAGGAUGCAGCAGCAGAGUAUGACGAGUUAGCCGAGCCCCAGGAUUUUCAAGAUGAUCCUGACAUCAUCGCCUUCAGGAAGGCCAACAAGGUGGGCGUCUUCAUCAAGGUUACCCCGCAGCGGGAGGAGGGCGACGUGACCGUGAGCUUCAAGAUGAAGCACGAGUUCAAAAACCUGGCGGCCCCAGUCCGCCCCGUCGAAGAAGGCGACCAGGGCUCCGACGUCACCUGGCUCACUCAGCAUGUGGAGCUCAGCCUCGGCCCCCUGCUCCCCGAAAGGGUCUGACGGACCCCUCAGGAUGGCUUUGGGACCAAUUCUCACCGGAACAGAACCCGUUGAAACGCUAAAGCCACCGCUUCUUUACGCCCCGUUUCCGAUGUACCCACGCACUACUGAUUCCGAGGGGAAUGGGAGGGACGGGAAUAGGUCUGCCACACGAUUCCCCUCCCUUUUCCUAUCGCUCCUUUGCUAGAACACUCUCCGGGGAAAUCGGUGGCUUCUCCACAGCACCCUGGGCCCAUCUCAAAUGACAGCACAGAUCCCAAAGCAUGGAAAGAGGGUUCUGGCCGUUCCCGGCCCAGUGUCACCUGGAGUUUCCUUAGGUCUUUAACCCACGGGGGAAUUUUGGCCGUUCUGUCUAAUCUUCCGGAAAAAACCAAAUCCCCUCCCAGAGGCAGACCCGCAAUUUUCCAGUCCACAUCCCUAGAACCUGACCCCUCUGUUAUCUGCCAACCGCCAGAAAUUCCAGGAGUUCAAACAGAGCCCCGUCUUCCGUUCGGCCGCCCCGGUUUAUGAUGAUUUUCCUGGUCUGCGGGAAGAGUAAAUUCCCUUUGGCGGAGAGCGGAGGCUGUGGGGUGUAAGAAUAUGAGCAGGCAGCAAAGGUCAAGUCGCUGAAUCUCAGCUCUGAGGGUCACUGGAAGUAUUCAGACUGGGCUGCUAUUGAGGGAGGAAUGGGUUUUUUCUCUUCCCUCUCCAAUCCCGUCAAUUGUUUUCCGUAUUUGAGAACUGGCCAAGGACCACGGGAAACUGGAAUGGACAUCUUCAGUGUUUAGAAAAGUCCUUAAAGAUUCCAGGUGUCCGAUGCUUUCCAGUAACUUAAGGGAGAAGCGAUCCCCUGAGAUGGCUGACAUUCACGACAAAACAUUAGGAAAAAGGCCGCCGUCUUCCUUUCGGUAAUGAUCACGUAGCCUCCUUGGAGGCUCUUUUGAUGGCUGCUUUAAAGAAGUCACUCACGGAGCUAAAGUGGAAUACCUGCAUCUCUAAUUUAAGAUCCCAAACGUCCAUUUAUUAGUAGCGUUAUUUACCUCGGCGCCCAACUUUGAAAUUAAGGUCUGUAUACAAGAAGUCGCUCCUGGAUUGUUUAUAAAUUCUGGGUUGGAGUGCAGCUUUGUAACACCCGUUCUGUUCGAGUCAAGAAAGUGUCUUUAACAAAAGCCUCGUGUAAUCAUUGAAUGCAGAUAGGCAAAAUAACCCGUCUGCAACCCAGAGAAAAACCUAAAAAGUAGGGAUUCGUGGAGAUUAUGGUAAUCACUUGUUCCCCUUGUUAACAAAGAGCAAGUACUGUAGAUAGUGGAAUUUUCCCACUGCAAAAGAAAAUACACUGCAGAGGAAAGAAUAACGAUCCAAAUCCACGUCGUUGGAAAUACAAUAAUAAAUAAUAGUUUAGCACCUUGGGGUGUUGUUAACUCAUCCCCAUUACAGCAGAAGCACUUUUGGUCAUCAAAGGAGAGUUAUAUUGAUUGUAAUCCUGCUGACGGCCUGUAAGAAAGGCACUAUUUCUUAUUUGCUGGUGAGGAAAAUGGCUAACAAGAGAAUCGCUUCGUAUUGGCAUAUUUACACUUUCAUAGAUUACAGUUGUUCAGCAUGAAUUCCUGAGGUGUAGCUGGUAUUUAUUCUUAAAUGUAAUGUUAAAAUAAUGGUGUCUGCUCUUGUCAUCCCUUAUUACACAAUUCUUAGAGCCGUAGUCAUAAGUUUUAUUUUAUUCAGGAGCCAAAUAGGAAAACGGCAGAAGAAACCGACAUGUCCUUGAAAUAGUCUUCAGUGCAGACUGGUAACUUUUAAUGUGUUUGUGGAAGUGGCUUUUUCCCCGGAACUUAAGGAAUUUGAAGUUUUGUUGUUCUGUACUAGAUCACGUGAAAGAUUCUUUAGUCCUUAGACAACGUCUCCUAUUGCCGGAUGCCACUGGUGCCCUGAAUUACUCCUUUAGAAACUGCAGGCUGCGUUUAGUUUGUGGUUUAGUUGCCCUCCCCAAAUCAUCUCUUUCCUUUAAUGCUUGCAACUACAACGAAGUAUCACGCACACCUGCCCUGAAACAUCCCGUUUGUUCCCCAAGGGGAAUAACCAAGGCGCUCCGUCUUGAUCUUUGCCAAGGACAGGUUGCAGUGUUGCCUUAUUGCUUAACUCAGUGUAGUAAAAGAACCAAUAAAGCUGAUGAGAAACCCAUA
This is a messenger RNA of Tachyglossus aculeatus (Australian echidna), 3588 nucleotides long. It is a transcript of the gene DCTN4, whose product is annotated as dynactin subunit 4. The record is from RefSeq and is a predicted model, not a curated record. The transcript is spliced from 14 exons. The coding region runs from base 17 to 1429 and encodes 470 amino acids. Gene Ontology annotation, cellular component: dynactin complex. Lineage: Eukaryota; Metazoa; Chordata; Mammalia; Monotremata; Tachyglossidae.